AUGGCUACGGAUUUGGUGCAAGAAAAGGACGUGGUUGUGGAGUCAGUACCAUCGGGAUUAGCUGAGCAGCAACCGCAGUCAGCUCUAAAGGCGGAGACACAGCAACAAAGUGAAACCAGUCAAAAAAAUUUAGCUGAGAAUGACCUCAAGACACAAAGCGCCCAAACGUCAUCUGGGGAUGAUCCGAAAGCGCAAGGUGUGGAGGCUGAGAAAACAUCAGCCGAAGCCAGUGCACAAGGAAGUGCUGAUGUGGCAAUGAAACCUGUAGGGGAUGAGACAAUACAAAGGUCAGGAGCACCUGAGGAUGGGGAAUCAGCGGCAUCAGACAAUGAAGGUUAUUACGAUUACACUUAUGAUGAUGAUGAUGCACCGUUGAGCGACCCAGCCAAGGACUGGUUAUUGACGGAGCAAGCUCAAGGAGAAUUGAGCGGGAGACUCCAUCCUCCCAAGCGACUGAACAUCAACAAAUUGCAAACCGGACAGGGUGAGAGUAUCUACCUUGGAUGUACACGUGAUGAAGAUAGCGGAAAUGCUGGUUGUGCAUUUGGAAAAUUUGCAAUUCCGGAUGUUGAUAACUAUCAUCUUGUCGAUAAGGUCGAGCAAACGAAAAACUAG
Molecule: messenger RNA, 615 nt
Organism: Cylicocyclus nassatus
Lineage: Eukaryota; Metazoa; Nematoda; Chromadorea; Rhabditida; Strongylidae
Source: the annotation of a GenBank genome assembly